This is a messenger RNA of Lontra canadensis (Northern American river otter), 507 nucleotides long. Its product is annotated as DEP domain-containing protein 4-like. The coding region runs from base 1 to 507 and encodes 168 amino acids. The transcript has 4 exons. NCBI's taxonomy places the organism in Eukaryota, Metazoa, Chordata, Mammalia, Carnivora, Mustelidae. The record is from RefSeq and is a predicted model, not a curated record.
AUGAAUCAUAAAGUAUUUGAACCAGUAGGAAUGAAGCUAUUGGAAAAUGAAAAGGAACUAGAAUUUGAAAAUUCAAACAGUAGUCUCUACAGAUGUCUAGGCAAUAAAUCAUCUUAUAUUUUUUGCCAAAGAAGAAAAGGAUUCUGCGAAUGGAAUAGAAAAAUCCACAUAUGCUUUCUUAACAGACCGGGAAAUGAAAUGAUUUCAAAUCCUCUAGCACAAGAGAUUAGUGAGGAAAGAAUAAAGGAACUUAUUCAUACAAUGAGUGGGAAUAUGGCUUUACCUUCAAAUAUCAUAUUUGACAAAACUGUUCUCUCACUUUCAAAAGAAGUUAGUACCAAAAGGAAAGACAGACUGAGUAUACUGAAGAUACUCUUUGAUGUCAUAAUAAAAUACUAUAAUCAAGAGAGAGAUUGCCUAUUAACUGAUGAGUAUUCUGAUAUUCAGUCAGGAAUUAUUGAACUUCUAGAAAAUGGGAAAAGAAUAGAAGCACUUGAAACAGCAUAA